Molecule: messenger RNA, 729 nt
Organism: Microthlaspi erraticum
Lineage: Eukaryota; Viridiplantae; Streptophyta; Magnoliopsida; Brassicales; Brassicaceae
Source: the annotation of a GenBank genome assembly
AUGGUAGAUCAUGCCGGUCAAGAGAAGAGUAAGAAGAAGAAGACGACGAUGAGAAGUAGUUGGUUUUCGCGAGCGACAAAAUUUCAUUUGAAGAAAAACAGCGAGAUCAAACCGGUGCCGAUUUACGAGACGGAGAAACAAAACUCGACCGUUGAACUUGAAGAUGAUAAACAAAAUCUGUUUCGUGUGAUACGUCAAGUUACUGAUCGGAAGCAUUUCGUCGCAGCCAUUGGACACGAUCACGAAACUAAAGAGAAGAACACGAACGAACAAAGAGACAUAAACCCGGAUGCGUUGUGUUUCUUAGGAUACGAGACGUAUCACGAACAGGCAUCGACUACAGUCCGUGGCGGGAAACUCGACCCGGCUAAAACCAUCGGGUCAGGAUCAGGGUCAAAGCCAAAAGAGUUAAGGGAGAAAUCAUCGUUUCGGGUCAGAAAAGUGGCUCAGGUCGACCCGGUUAUUGGGAUAACCAUAAUAAUGGUAACGCUAAUGAUAAUGUUGAUGUGGGGACGUUUGUGCGCCAUCCUUUGUACGUCCACUUGGUGUUACUUUCUCCCUCGUCUCAGAGAAGUCGCGAUUGCUGCCAAACGCAAACGCCGUGGUGGAGGUAAAGGUCAAGGCGAGUCGUUUCCGGGUGGUGGUGAUUUGGAUUUGAACUCUCAGGCUUACAAGAAGAAAGUCGUUUUGGAAGGAUUUCUUCUACGACAACGCCGCAAUUCGUUGUGA